AUGUGGUUGUUCAUGAGAAAUGAGCCUUCUGGAUUUUCUUCAGCUUCCACAGCUGAAGAAGUAACCAAAGGGAUUGAUGCCUCUGGCCUCACUGCUAUUGUCACAGGGGCUUCAAGUGGAAUAGGAUUGGAGACAACGCGUGUUCUAGCAAAGCGCGGUGUUCAUGUCGUGAUGGGAAUCAGAAACAUGCCUGCUGGAGAGAGAGCAAGACAAGUGAUCAUGAAAGAGAAUCCAUCUGCCAAGGUUGAUGCCAUUCGGUUAGAUCUCAGUUCCAUGGAAUCCGUUCGAAGUUUUGCAUCCGAGUUCACAUCUUCUGGUCUACCUUUGAACAUUUUGAUUAACAAUGCUGGUAUUAUGACGCCGCCUUUCGCGCUGUCUGCAGACAAGAUAGAGCUGCAGUUUGCUACAAAUUACUUAGGCCAUUUCCUGCUAACUCACUUGUUACUCGAGACUAUGAAGAAGACAGCUCGCGACACAAAGAGGGAGGGGAGGAUCGUGAACGUCUCCUCAAUAGCUCAUCGCAUUUCCUACAGAGAAGGAAUCCGGUUUCACAAACUCAACGACGAAAAAAGUUAUUCCAAGGUUUUCGCUUACGGCCAGUCAAAACUCGCUAACAUACUGCACGCGAACGAGCUAGCCAGACGGUUAAAGGAAGAGGGUGCUGACGUAACUGCGAAUUCGCUCCAUCCGGGAAUUAUCACCACCAAUCUUUUCCGGCAUUUUGGCAUUUUUGAAGGUUUAAUGAGCGGCGUUGGCCGACUGGUGCUCAAGAAUGUUGAACAGGGGGCUUCAACUACAUGUUAUCUGGCUUUGCAUACACACCUCAAAGGAAUUAGUGGUCAAUACUUUUCUAACAACAAUUUGAGCAAACCAGAUCACAAUGCUACUGACAAAGAUUUGGCUGCUAAACUUUGGGAAUUUACCACUAAUCUCAUCAAUAAAUAGACACACACACACACACACACACACACACACAGUU
This is a messenger RNA of Salvia splendens (bonfire salvia), 979 nucleotides long. RefSeq names its product short-chain dehydrogenase TIC 32, chloroplastic. The transcript has 8 exons. The record is from RefSeq and is a predicted model, not a curated record. Lineage: Eukaryota; Viridiplantae; Streptophyta; Magnoliopsida; Lamiales; Lamiaceae. Bases 1 to 945 code for a protein of 314 amino acids.